CAGCGGCAGCAUGCCCGGCAAUCACUGCCGCGGCGGCGGCACCGCGCCGCCCUCCGGCCGGGAGGCGCCCGCUAGCAGCGCCCGCCCCGGCGGCGGAGCCGUGGCCGCAUCCCCUCCCCGCGCUCCUCCCCGCCGCGUGGCUCUCCCCUUCGGCGGCAGUUUUGGCUGCGUCCUUCUCUCUCUACUCUCCUCCCUCAUUCUCUGUCUCUGUGGCGAGGCUAUGGCCGCUUCCGAUACCGAGGAGCACCUGCAAAAUGCUGGCUGUCGAACUUUGUCCUUGUCUGCACAUGUUGGGUUUGAUAGCUUACCUGACCAACUGAUUAGGAAAUCCAUCAAGCAUGGCUUCUGCUUCAACAUUCUUUGCAUUGGGGAAACUGGAAUUGGGAAAUCAGCCUUGGUGAGCAGUUUGUUUAACACUGAUUUUGAGGACUCUCCAUCAACACAUUUUCUGUCAAGUGUGCGACUUAGAGCCCAGACUUUUGAACUCCAGGAAAGUAAUGUUCUUUUGAAGCUGACAGUUGUAAAAACAGUGGGGUUUGGUGACCAGAUGAACAAAGCAGAUAGCUAUCAGCCAAUAGUGGACUAUGUAGAUGCACAAUUUGAAGCCUAUCUCGAGGAAGAACUGAAAGUUAUACGUUCUUUAUUUAGCUACCAUGAUACCCGCAUCCAUGUCUGCCUCUAUUUCAUUUCACCUACAGGCCGUUCUCUAAAAACCAUAGAUUUGUUAACUAUGAGAAGCCUAGACAGUAAGGUGAACAUUAUACCAGUUAUAGGCAAAGCAGACAGCAUUUCUAAAACUGAGCUGCAAGAGUUCAAGAAGAAAAUAAUGAGUGAAUUAACUAGCAAUGGCAUCCGAAUAUACCAGUGUCCUACUGAUGACGAAACCGUUUCUGAGAUUAAUAGCAUCACAAAUGGUUAUUUGCCAUUUGCCGUGGUAGGAAGUAUGGAGAAGGUGAAAAUUGGAAACAAAAUGGAGAGAGCUCGUCAAUACCCUUGGGGCAUUGUAAAAGUGGAAAAUGAGAACCACUGUGACACAAUAAAGCUCCGCAGGAUGCUUUGCAUAAAUAUGGAAGACUUGAAGGAUAAGACUCGUGCGUAUUAUGAGUCGUACAGGCGCUGCAGGCUGGAGAAGUUGGGUUGCAGAGACAUUGGCCCUGAGAACAAAUCAGUCAGUCUACAGGAAGUCAUUGAGACAAAGAGGCUGGAGUUCUGCCUUGAAGUGGAAAGAAAAGAAGAGGAGAUAUGGCAACGAUUUGUGCAGAGAGUGAAGGAGAAAGCAGCAAUGUUGGAAGAGGCAGAGCAACAGGUACUGACUGAAUUUGAAUAUCUUACGCUAAUGCAUCAAGAAGAGGAGCUGAAAUUAGGGAAAGAGAAAAAACUUCUAGAAGAUGAAAAAACACAGUUUGUUGAGAAGAAAGCUGUCACUGAAUCAAGUCAGUCACAAGUGUCUGUCUCUAGCCCUGUUAGUUUGAAGACACAAGGACUGCAAAAAAUAAGUCAUCAGAGAGCAAUGAGAAAGUUCUUCACAUUCACUUUUAUAACUCAAAUUGCAGUAAUCUUUUAGAAAAGACAGAUGCUCCCAUUCUGUGAUAAGGAGACAGAAGUGUAUAAAAUACUGUCAUGCUUGGAUUUACUUUUAGAGUAAUUGCUGUAUGUUCUAUGAGCAUUGUUUUGUCUUUCUUUUCUUUUUUCCAUGAAAGAAGCAAGAUUUUCUACUUGAAGUCCAAUGCUUUCAUAUCAGAGAUGAAGGAGCUGUGAAUGCUGGAGAGCAGAGCGAGAGGGAGAGUGAGAAGGAGGAGUUAGAGAGAGAAAUUCUCCCAGGGAAUUUCAGGAAUAGCAUUUGAUUGCAGCACUCAGGUUUUGAAUGGUAGGGUAUGUUAGUAGUUUUAUGAAGUCGUCUAACUGCUGUUUGGCCCAUAUUAGAUGUGUCUUCCUAGUACAGAUUUUUGAGAGAAGAAAUUGAAAAAAUUGGCUGUAAAAACACCAAGUGCAGAAUAUGACCCAAUAAAGAUUUCACUUUCUUCCCACCCAUACACUUCUUUCUUUCACCACUCUUAAAAGAAAAACUUGAAUAAAUUGAAAAUUCAGAAAUACUUUCAAAAGUAGUGUCCAGAAUAACACUCCCAACUGAUUUAUAUUAAAAACGUUGAAUUAAAUGCUCAUGUAUUAAAUUAAAUUGACUUAAAUGUUUUUCUCCUCCAAAACUAGAAGUCAAUUAACUUACUAAUUUUCUUUCCUGAUAAUUUACAAAUUUACUGCAGAUAACAUUUUGUUAAUUAAUAACUUCCUGCAGUUGAAAACAGAUUUCUUGGUUCUGAAUUUAUUUAUUACUGCUACAUUCUGAAGAACUUCAGAAGCUAUGUUGGUGCACAUAUUUCCCCAGAAUCAUCAAGCUUUGAUAUUUUUGGGGUGUAUGCUAGAAGCCUAAUUUGCCCAAAAUGUAUUCCAUUUCAACUACUGUUAUCAAAUUCCUUUUCCUGAAUUCCUUUUUUUUUUCUGUAUUUGCAUACAAAAGUGGAAUUCUUGGUAACAGAAGUCAUUAUCUGCACUAAUAUGAGUAACUCCUCUGGUUUAGUUCUAUUUCUUCAGAGUAUGCUGAGUUUAUAUGCUUGCUGUGGUUUUUCAGUUCCAGCUUUAUGUAGUACUGAUGACAGAAGACACAAUAUUGGUAAUUUCUCAUGAGGAGGCAGUGAUUUGUGGUGUGCUCUUGAAGGUAUAGGAGUUCCAGUUUCUUACUGAAAUGUUUGGCUAAUAUCUCUUGUUGCUGCAUUCUGCAAAAGAAUAAUUUUUAAGCAUGAUCUCUACACACACAGCGUGCUGGUUACUGUCAUUGUCAUCACAGGGUUUCUGUUAGAGCUCUGCCUUGAUAUGGGUUUGCCUUACCUAAGUGUGGUCACCUUGCUUUGAUUUUAAAUGCAUUGUGCCAAAGAAUCCCUGCCUGCCAUGAACAGUUCCACUCAGACUAUGAACGGUGUAGUACAAAAGUAUUCUGUGAAUAUAUCCACUGCAAGCUUCCUGAAGAGUUCUUUUCAAAUGGUAUUGUUUAUUAGUCCACUUAGUGUUAUUUAUUUGACAUAUUUGAACCAUUUACUGAUUUUGCUGAUAAGUUUUUGCUUGUAGGCUUUUAUGUACAAGCAGUGUUCUAAAUUUCAGAUACAGUCUUCUAAAUCAAAAUUUACUGAGAUAUUUUUGCAAUGCUGUACUGUUCCAGGAUAGUUCAUCUGAUAUUACUAACUCAGUAUGGAAAGUACCUAUAUUUGAUGUUUUGAGUGUGGUAUUCAGUUACAGUUGAAGAUUUACAAAAACUCCAGGCUGGUUAAAACAAGUUCUAAGUGCUUUGUAUGUUUUCAUUAGUCAUGAUAACUAAUGGUAAACUAUUAAGAGGUAUAGUUCUCUGGAGUUGUGUUAUUUGACUGUUUAAAAAUGAAAUACUAACUUGACAGAAAUAAAAUGGAUUGGUUUUGCCUAAGUGUUA
Molecule: messenger RNA, 3475 nt
Organism: Zonotrichia albicollis (white-throated sparrow)
Lineage: Eukaryota; Metazoa; Chordata; Aves; Passeriformes; Passerellidae
Gene: SEPTIN10
Product: septin 10
Molecular function (GO): GTP binding
Source: RefSeq, a predicted model, not a curated record